AACGAAGAAAACAGAGAAAAGAAGGAAAGAACAAAAAAAAAAAAAAAACAUCAAGUAAAAUUGAAGGAAAUUUUCAUUUUCUUUUUCUUUUUUUUGAAGAGAAAAAUAUUUAUGAAAAGCAAAAGGCAGAUGGGAGAAGUGAUAAUAUAUGUGGAUGAUUAUGAAUUCUUCUCUACUUCUUCUUCAACAUAUUUAUGUAGGAUUUGUCAUGAUGAAGAAUUUGAAAGUUGUAAAAACUUAGAAGCUCCAUGUGCAUGUUCUGGAACUGUAAAGUAUGCGCACAGGGAUUGUAUUCAAAGAUGGUGUAAUGAAAAGGGAAAUACAAUCUGUGAAAUUUGUUUACAGAAAUUUGAACCUGCAUACACGGCUCCACCUCCUAAAAAGGUCCACUUGGUUGAUCAUAAUACAGCUGCAAUUAUUAGAGGAAGUGUAGAAGCAGAUGUAGAAAAUGGAAGGGAGAGAGUGGAAUCAGAUUCAGAAGAAGAAAGAGAAAUGUUGGUGAGGCGGAGUCAGUAUUCUGAAUGCUCACAAGCUGCCGAUAGAAGUGCCUCUUUUUGUCGAACUAUUGCUCUCAUUUUCACAAUUCUGCUUAUGAUGAGACAUUUGUUAGAGGUGCUCAAUGGAGGAGCAAGAAAUUACCCCUUUACACUUCCUACACUGAUUAUUAUAAAAGCCACUGGAAUACUCUUGCCUAUGUACAUUAUACUCCUUUUAAUCUCGAGAAUUCAGAUUAUCAUUAGACAUCAUUAUCUGGAUUCAGAAGACAGGCUAUCCAACUCUGACCAAGACAACUAAUACAAGCGUCCAAUUUGCAUAUUCUUUUUCAUUAACUGUGUAAUUUGUAUUUCUAAUUUUCUAAGCAUCCUACUGAUGCUUAUCAAAUUCUUCUUCAUACACGUGGAGAAUAAUUAAAAGCUUCACUAAAAAGAUUCCAUGGCAGUUACAUGAUUAUAGUAAUACAAUUACAUUGCUUCUUUUAACAAA
Capsicum annuum is the source of this 984-nucleotide messenger RNA. Its product is annotated as E3 ubiquitin-protein ligase MARCHF8. Gene Ontology annotation, biological process: protein ubiquitination. The coding region runs from base 112 to 795 and encodes 227 amino acids. The record is from RefSeq and is a predicted model, not a curated record. Gene Ontology annotation, molecular function: zinc ion binding; ubiquitin-protein transferase activity. The transcript has 7 exons. Gene Ontology annotation, cellular component: membrane. Lineage: Eukaryota; Viridiplantae; Streptophyta; Magnoliopsida; Solanales; Solanaceae.